CCAGCGCCUCAUCCACUGUGCAACUGUCCAAACAAAUUGGCUGUUGUCAAAUAGUGGGCCCAAAAGAAGGAAAUAUUCCUCGAAAAAGCUUAAAAAUGUGUACUGCAACGUGAAAAACAAACCAUUUUGUAAGUGAAGUCCCAUCCCCAAGAAAAGCGGGCGAACAUUCUGUAGCGCACGGCAGAUUCGCAGGUUUUCGGUGCACAGCACCAGCUAGCAGCCAGAAGAAGUGCUCGCACCCUGUCUAUUGUUUUGCGUCUGCCAGAGAGUGCAGUUCGGUUUUCCGGAGCGUUCGCAGUACAUCGGUUGGUCGGUCGGUCGAUCGGUCGGGUUAGCAAAGCGGAAAAUUCUUAAACCAACGAAGCACAAAAAAUCUCACCGCACAUUUUCCUGCGGUGAACACAAAGAUCAAUAACCUUGUGGGGGCCUGUGUCCGUGUGUGAGUGUUUGGUGUGGUGUGGCCAGUUCUGGUCGCCGAGCGGCCGAUACGGGGUGUUUGUGUGCUCGCUUGUAUAUGGGCUGCUAGAUUAACAAAGUUAUCACAGAGCAGCGCGUUGUGCGGUGUGUAUUUUCCGUAGCAACCCGUGGUUCGAAGAAGUCGUACAAGUGGUGUUGGUGACGGUCAGAGUGUGCUGUUGUGUGUGAAAAAAGCAAAACAUACCGAUCCGAAAAGCAGCUGGUUUGUUGUUGAACCCGAAAUAAAAGAAGGAGGCUGUGCAUCAUGAGUGCGACCGAUGGUGCGGAGCUGAGGAGAAGGUUGCUAGCGGAAGGCGACGGCAACCAGCAACAGCAGGAAAGCCCGAAACAGCAACAGCAGCCAGCACAACAACAGCAGCAGCAGCAGCAACAACAACCGCCGGAGUGUGCCACCACGGAAAACUCGGACCAUGUUGACUCGGAAACGGAAACAGAGGAACGGCUGCCGGACGAAAAGUAUGUGGACGAGAUGGCCAAAAACCUUCCCCAGGGAACGAACAAAAUGCCCGAGGUGCUGGGUGCAGCGUUGAGCGGUCUGCCGGAUAGAUGGAAGAACUGGGUGAUACGUGGCAUCUUCACCAUGAUUAUGAUCAGUGGCUUCUGUCUGAUCAUCUACGGUGGACCUUUAGCUCUGAUGGUUACGGCUCUCGCUGUUCAGGUGAAAUGUUUCCAGGAAAUCAUUUCGAUCGGCUACUCCGUGUACCGCAUCCAUGGACUGCCGUGGUUCCGCAGCCUGUCCUGGUACUUCCUGCUAACGUCCAACUACUUCUUCUACGGAGAAAAUCUUGUCGACUACUUUGGUGUUGCGGUUAGCCGUGUGGAUUCACUCCGUUUUCUAGUCAAAUAUCAUCGCUUCCUAUCGUUCUGUCUGUACUGCAUCGGAUUCGUCUGGUUCGUACUGUCGCUCGUCAAGAAGUACUACAUGAAACAGUUCAGCCUGUUCGCCUGGACCCACGUUGCGCUGCUGAUCGUGGUGACGCAGAGCUACCUGAUCAUUCAGAACAUUUUCGAAGGCUUGAUUUGGUUUAUCGUACCGGUGUCGAUGAUCGUCUGCAACGAUGUGAUGGCGUACAUGUUUGGGUUCUUCUUUGGCCGCACACCACUGAUUCAGCUUAGUCCAAAGAAAACCUGGGAAGGAUUUAUUGGUGGUGGAUUUGCGACGGUUUUAUUUGGGCUGGUUGCGUCGUACUUCCUGUGCCAGUUCCAGUUCUUCGUCUGUCCGAUCGAGUACUCGGAAGCGGAGGGACGCAUGAUCAUAGAGUGUGAGCCGAGCUAUCUGUUCCGGCCACAGGAGUACAGCAUCGCAUUGUUUGGCGCUAGCAAAACGAUCACGAUGUAUCCGUUCCUGCUCCACUCGCUGUCGAUGAGCAUCUUUAGCUCGGUAAUUGGACCGUUCGGUGGGUUCUUCGCCUCCGGAUUUAAGCGUGCGUUUAAGAUUAAGGAUUUCGGUGACAUGAUUCCCGGACACGGCGGUAUUAUGGAUCGUUUCGACUGUCAAUUUUUAAUGGCCACCUUUGUGAAUGUUUACAUCUCUAGCUUUAUUCGUUACGCUUCCCCCCAGAAGCUGUUAAAUAUGGUAUACAAUCUAAAGCCGGAAGAGCAGCUACAACUGUUCAAUCAGCUAAAGGACAGCCUGGAGGAGCGAAACAUUAUCAAUUUAAAUUAAGUUGCGCACCCGGAACGAGCGUGAACCAAGUUACCCCCCCAUCCCCCCCCCCCUUCCCGUGUAUCGCUGUUAUGUUGUUGUAUUAUGUGAUUGAGUAUGGUUUUCGUUUGUUUAUUAUCACCUUUUUGUUUACCCCUUUUUUAUUUACGCUUAGUUUAAUGUACCUCUUUGCCAUUCGGAAGCAAACAAUGGGAACGACACCAUUCUCGAAAUGGGAAAUCAGCAAACGACGCUUGUUUUCUACAGUUUUUUUUUUCUCGUAGUUCUUGUUAAUUCACCGCCCUUCGCCCUAACAUAGAUUGUAGUUGGUCUACUGUUGGUACGAUAGCUACCGGCAGCAUCUGCAUCAUGCUACGAACCGUCAAACAGAACAAAAUCUAUCCAUGAUCUCGGGCUCCAAGUUAUGGGGCCGGCAAAAACACGCAGCUGUCUAUUGAGUGACGCACGGAUUCGCGAGGCAUUUUAUUAAUUGCCUAGUGUGGCCGCAUGGCGCUCGAUAUGCAACAGUAUUCUGCUGUGUAACACGCCUUUGUUUAUAGGAAGAGCUUUCGUUUCGAUUCCUUAUUCCUUUAAAUUUUUACAACGGUACCUUCAUUGAGGCGAAACGAUGGCUUGGUUGGUUGGUUGGUUGGUUAUAAGUUAUUACUAAUAAAGGUCGAACGAUGGAUAAACGAGAAGGGAAAAUGAUGGCAAAGUUCGCGGCAACCGGUAAGAACAUUUGUUUGCAGUAUUCACAUCAUUACAGCGUUCAGUUGGUUGGUAAAUUGUUCAUUAUUGCGUGAUAGCAAUAGGAACCCGCAAUUUACCGCCAAUGACGGGCGAAGGAGUUACAUUUACUACUCGUGGUAGAUAUUAUUGGGAAGCUGCAGAUGGAGAGAAUGGUUCCAACGGGUAGACAAAGCACGUGUUGUAGCCGUGACGAAGCAUAACCGCAUAUAUUUAACCGAACUGAUAGAAAAUCCAGGCUUUCAUUCCGCAAAGUUGAGUGAUGUCUUGGGGGAUGGGGAGUAAAACCGGGGAGAGAAUUUAGAAGAGCAAGUAGUUUUGUGCAAUAGUAUGUAUAUGUAUAUUAUAUACACACACUGUAUGUUGUAGCGGAAUGGUUCGAACUGAAAAGCGGUGAAGAGAGCCCCCCGGAUGAAGGAUGAAGGAGUGCAAUUCAAGAUUACCAAGAGCAUAUAUGUAUAUCGCGUACGUAAAACAUACACAGAGAACAAGAAGAAGAAACACCCUUUCACACUAUAGUGUAAGCAUUAUCGGGAUGUUGCAGCCCCCGUUGGUCUGUCGAAAGAACGCGGAUGUCCUGCAUGUCCUUACAUUACAGUCCAAAGCCAGUCUGCAAAACAGCAAAAGCAAAGGUACAUCAACGUGUAGGUUUGUUUUUUUUUUGUAACCAUAGUGUCCCAUAGGAGGAUUCGAAGAAGGCACAUUCCAGGAACGAGCAGGAUAACGCGACACGCCGCGAGCUCUGUCAAUCAAAGUGUUUCGAUGAAUGCACUGACUGUGUGUGUAGUAGCAAUGUAAGUAUGAACGGGUGGGUGGUGGGGUCGGUUGGAUGGGUGGUUUAGCCAAACGGAACAGCCCGAAUUAAUACGAUGUUUUUCGAUGUUUUACCCACUGGGGGGUGGAAAGAGGUGUCGUCCUACACCAGCUAGAACUAUAUCCACAGCGCGCGCGCGACACAGUGCGUAUCGAUGUUUAGAUUUGGUUUAUUUUAUAUAUCGACGUUUAAAUAAAGCAAUUGAAAAACGGUAUGGUAGAGGACGCGAAUCGUUAGUAUACUGUUAGGAGUGAUCUUCGCAGUGGCAUUGGAAGACCGAUCCCAUUCACGUUAAUGUUUUGUUAAUGUAUUUUUUUUCUUUUGCUUUCUCGUUUUCCAAUAUCGUUAUCGUAUUUGAAAGAGUAGAUAAUGUAAAAGCAAUUAUAGUUAGGUUCGGUUAUGUUUAAUUUUUUUGUAUUGAAAUUUUCUCAUUGUGCCGGUUGUGUUUCACUCUUGGAAACGCCAGCCACACAAAAAUACAACCUUAGCAUACCAAAACCCGAGAAAGAACAACAUUAAGCAAAGAAAUAUAACAUAUAUUUAGCAGAAACUCCAGAGACCACUCUAACCAUGUUAAUCUCGUGUAACGUGUGUAUGUAUGUAAUUGCAAUAAGGGCAAAUCCACUGUGUAAGCCGCCAAUGCAGGCAGACAGCGCGCGAGCGAAGAUAGUGGAGAGAGCUAGUUAAACUCGAGAAAUCAUCGUUAGUCGUUUUCCUUCUUCUAUUCAGCGAGAGGACCGAGAGAGGGAGAGAUAGUAUGAAUUGUUGUCUAUAUAAAGCCUGCCUCCGGGGGCUUUUAUAACAAAACGUUUCGAUAGUGUUUACCGAACCCCCUACGCUGGAGGGGGGAAUUGAAUUAUAUGAAACUUUAGCCUCCCGCGCUAGUACAACACCUCCUGUCUCCUGUCUACUCAAAAGUACCCCCUUAAUAAAGAUGCAACGUUGGGGUUGCCCUCUGUCCACUGUCCCAUUCUCUUCGAUGUGAAUGUAGAA
Molecule: messenger RNA, 4676 nt
Organism: Anopheles stephensi (Asian malaria mosquito)
Lineage: Eukaryota; Metazoa; Arthropoda; Insecta; Diptera; Culicidae
Gene: Cds
Product: phosphatidate cytidylyltransferase, photoreceptor-specific
Exons: 8
Coding region: 722-2143 (473 amino acids)
Cellular component (GO): endoplasmic reticulum membrane
Molecular function (GO): phosphatidate cytidylyltransferase activity
Source: RefSeq, a predicted model, not a curated record